Molecule: messenger RNA, 667 nt
Organism: Cydia pomonella (codling moth)
Lineage: Eukaryota; Metazoa; Arthropoda; Insecta; Lepidoptera; Tortricidae
Product: cuticle protein 19-like
Exons: 2
Coding region: 298-636 (112 amino acids)
Cellular component (GO): extracellular matrix
Source: RefSeq, a predicted model, not a curated record
CAUAAUAAUACUACUUGAUUCAGUAAUACAUAUUUUGACAGCCUAUUUUAAGUAUAAGUAACUAGUUGGCGUUCUUCCCAUGUAGAAAGUAAAUCAACGUUGAAAGAAAUGUAACCCUACCACAAGGUCGCUCACACUUUACUUGUCAGUUGGACAAAUUAAAUAUACUGGUUUGCUGGUUUUUGUACCUUGCGUAAGUUUCGACAAAGUAGUGCUAUAAAACAUUGCAGAAAAGAUAACAACAUAUCAGUUAAGAAGUAUUCGUGCACUAGGAACAAUACCUACGAAUUAAUCAAUAUGAACUCAAAGAUCAUACUUGCUGCCUGUAUCAUGGCUCUAGUAGCGGCUCGACCACAGGAGAGUCACGGACACGGACAUGACUCCCACCACCACGCUGUCUCCUCGCAGCACAUACAGCGCCACGACGUGCCCGGCAAGGCGCCCGAAGGCCAUCACGACUACUACGCGCACCCUAAAUACGAGUUCGAGUACAAGGUGGAGGACCCGCACACCGGCGACAAGAAGUCCCAGCACGAGUCCCGAGACGGCGACGUCGUGAAGGGCUACUACAGCCUGCAUGAGGCUGACGGCACUGUCAGGAUUGUGCACUAUACUGCCGACAAGAAAACUGGGUAAGCACUGAAAAUAUUUUAUGAUUUUAAUUUAU